AUGUUAACAAGAGUGAUCUCUUUCACAAACUUCACUUUCCGAUUUCCCUCACUAGCUUUUGCGUGUGAUGAGCACUUCUGCUACCUUAUAGAGAACCAAAAGCAGGGAGAAUGGAACCAAGAGGAGGCAGAUGAGGAAAACAAAUAUGGAAAAUGUAAGCAGGAACAAGAAGGAGAAUGCUUCUGUGUUAGAAUCAAGAAGACAUUGCACGCCAAUCCAAAUGGUGGAUUUCAAGCUGAUUUUCUGAAUAAAAUUUUUGGAUGCAGUCAGACUGACUGUCUCUAUCUCUCUUUAGAACACAGAGUAAUUCCAAAAUUCUUGGUUGAUUUAUCUUGUAGACCUCUACAGCUUGAGGAACUGAAGCGGGUAUUCACAUGGCUUGGUCUGGAUGUGAGGACUUACACAAACCUGACGUCUGGGGAGAUUACAGAUCUCAUGCAAACUUGGCAGCGUUUGCAAGAUCACAAAGACAGGAACUGUUUUAAAUGUUGUAUUCUAUCUCAUGGAAAGUCAGGAGCAAUCUGUGGGACAGAUGAGAAACCUGUAUCAAUCUGCAUGAUUAUGUCCCACUUCACUGCCACAUAAUCUCAGCUGGCUGGAAAACCCAAACUCUUCUUUAUCCAAGCAUGCCAGGGUAAAAAGAUACAGUGUCCUGAAGUUGAUGUACAAAUUCCUGAAUUCUAUUCCAUGCAACAGAGCUUUUCUCUUUCUGAAAGUAUUCCUGAAGAUGCUAAUUUCCUCCUAGUCAUGACCACAGUUGAUGGAUGUGUCUCUUUCCAUGACAUUCCACAGGGUACUUUGUAUAUUCAGGCCCUCUGCAGCAAGCUACAGUUGUUGGUACCAAGGGGUAAAGAUAUUUUGUCAAUUCUUACAGAAGUUAAUUGGGAUGUGGCCAGUCAUGUUAACUACAUGGGGACAAAGCAGAUACUCCAAACAGCAUGUACCUUUAGAAGAUUUACAUUUCCAAUACCUAGGGACCUGUCUCAUUCAGAGCAAUAUCAGGGCUUUCAAAACACAUCAUUUUAUCAUCUUAUUUAAAUGCAGUUCAUCACACUGCCUAUUUUAAGACUGUUACCCAAAAUCCUGUGGAUCUGUUAACUUCAAG
Molecule: messenger RNA, 1105 nt
Organism: Lepidothrix coronata (blue-crowned manakin)
Lineage: Eukaryota; Metazoa; Chordata; Aves; Passeriformes; Pipridae
Product: caspase-8-like
Biological process (GO): macrophage differentiation; proteolysis; apoptotic process
Cellular component (GO): cytoplasm
Molecular function (GO): death effector domain binding
Source: RefSeq, a predicted model, not a curated record